Molecule: messenger RNA, 888 nt
Organism: Fomitopsis serialis
Lineage: Eukaryota; Fungi; Basidiomycota; Agaricomycetes; Polyporales; Fomitopsidaceae
Product: Metallo-dependent phosphatase-like protein
Exons: 6
Coding region: 1-888 (295 amino acids)
Biological process (GO): retrograde transport, endosome to Golgi; intracellular protein transport
Cellular component (GO): retromer complex; endosome
Source: RefSeq, a predicted model, not a curated record
AUGGUACUCGGAAUGAGCCCAUGGUGGUCGACUGACCGAGUACCCUGUCUGGCCGAGAUCCCGGCCCGAUACAGUAAGGCGUUAGGCCGCGCGCUAAGGCUAUUUUGCGGGCCCAUUGCGCAUCCCCACCCGGGGCACGGCGCAGCCACCGCGCCGCUCUGCUCGACCCGCCGCGAACCGUCCACCCACGACCACCCCGACAAUGCGCCCACCGUAGCGAUCGUGCUCGUGCUCGUCAUCGGCGACCUCCACAUCCCGCACAGGGUGCACGCCCUCCCCGCCAAGUUCAAGAAGCUCCUCGUGCCCGGCAAGAUCCAGCAGAUCCUCUGCACGGGCAACGUCUGCGACCGCGAGACCUUCGAGUACCUCCGCAGCGUCGCGCCCGACGUGCACGUCGUCCGCGGCGACUACGACGAGAGCAACUUCCCGCUGUCGGCGACGGUGACGCACGCGCCGAUCCGGAUUGACGUCGUGCACGGGCACCAGUGCAUACCGACGGGCGACCUCGACUCGCUCAACGCCAUCGCGCGGCAGCUGGACGUCGACGUGCCGAUCUCGGGGCAUACACAUACAUUCCAGGCGGUCGAGUAUGACAACCGCUUUUUCGUGAACCCUGGACUCGUCCAGCCCUCGCGCGGUGGAGCUUGGCUGCCUACUCUGCCCGUCUCGCGAUACCCGCGCCGCCCUGAUGCACGCGAAUUCGCUGCAUCCCUGGGCCGCGAAACAAAUCCCAGCCAGACACCGCGUUCCACUAGACAGCGCUUGCGCGUCGAGAAGAUCGAGUACCGCAAGGACACGGACGCGUUCAAGGAGGCGGCCCGGAGCACCGUCCUCCCGCAGAGCAUCCCGAGCAGCCCCGCGCCGCCCCAGCAGCAGAGCGUCUGGUGA